AUGGCUGAUGGCCGACCACGGGUGUUUGUCGUAAAGUAGCUGAUAGGUAUACUACCUAUAAUGCUGCACACUGCACCUAUUUUAUAGGUUUUAUUUAACAAGAAAAAUGUUGCAAUAACAAACACGGUAUCCUCCAAAUGAAGUAAACUUUGGUUUAAUUUGAGAACAGGUGGACAUAAUAAUAUAACAACACUCACAUGAUUCAGAAGUUAGUGUAGUCUCAAAUUUUGUAAAAGUUGGACCAAUUUGUACUUCAUAGGUGUCAUCUUAUACAUGCAGGGCUAAUUGCAGAAUCAGUAAAUAAAAUCUCUAGAAUGGAACCAUCAUGUUCGCAUUCCAAAUGUGACAUCUUCGAGAAAAGUUCUUUUGAAAAUAAUUUAGAGAAUAAGACUGAUACUGAAGCCAUUGUUGUAGAAAAGUCAAACAACUGUAAUGGAAGACAACAAAUUGAUGACAUCGAGAGAGAAGAUUUUGAAGAAGAAAAUAGACUAUUAAAGCACUGCUCUAGCAUGAUAGUGGAUGAAGAAAUGGCAGCCACUGCCCACUAUUCUGGGACCCUAUCUAGUGCAAACUCAAGCCUAGCUUCUAGUUCUGAAACAAUUUCAACUCUCUCAAAUCUUAUGGCCAAUGACUUCAGCUUACCUGGAUGUAGUAAAGAUGAUUGUGAGGGUAGUAAUGCAACAAUAAAAAAUAUGAUUCAUUCUAGGACAACAUUAUAUACUGCAACAAAAGAGACAUCGCCAAAAGAAGACUUUAUGCAAAAGUUAUUGAAUAGCGGGACACAAGAAAAAAAAGAAUUCCCAAAAGGGAAACUGUAUAAAGGUGAUUUAGAUGGUAAUAGUACUGAAACUACAAUGGAAAUUGAUGCUAUAAGUGGUCCAUCUGGAAGAACUAAUUCAAAUGCCUCAAGUAUUGCAAGUACUAGCCCAGACAGUAAAGAGUUCACAGUGCCUUCAACGUCAAAUGCUGAAAAACUAUUAGGACUGGAUGAUAGUAGUAAAAACGGGGAACGGAGUUCCAAAUCCUCAAGCUAUCAGUACUGCGAUCCAGAUGAUGAUUCUGAAGAGGAAAUCAACGAGGAGUCAUGGUGCACUUGCCUGAGCUCCCAUGAGGAUGAUGAGGAUGAUGAUGAACCGGAGCCUGAUGACAGACUAUGGAGGAAAAGACGUCUCGAGCCUCCGCCGCCGCAGUCAGCUAAGAAGUUCUGUCCCGACGGCAGCAUGCUGCCCUGUACGGGGGAGUGGAGCCCGGGACUGCAGGGUCUGCAGCAGAACAGUAUGCUCCAAGGACCGCCGGAACUUAAACAGUGGCUCAAUCGAUUCCAGUCAUGGUCGAAUAGCGAAAAGAUCCAAGCGAUAGACGCUUUGAUAAGCCGCUGCGCAGCUGGCCACGUGCGUCACAUGAUGAAGGCGAUCGAGCCGCUGUUCCAAAGGGACUUUAUAUCGCUGCUGCCCAAGGAGCUUGCCCUCACGGUGCUAGGGUACUUGUCUCCGAAGGACCUGCUGAGGGCCGCGCAGACUUGCCGGUAUUGGAGAUUCCUCGCUGACGAUAACCUACUAUGGAAGGAGCAGUGUCGGCGCAUAGGUCUCACGACCCUCAAGAAGAUGCCGCGAUCUCUGCCCAGAUGUGCCAGCCCUUGGAAGGCGGCGUACAUGCGACAGUCACUGAUACAAGACAAUUGGCUCCACAAACCCGUGAACAGUCCCAUAGUGAUGAGGGGGCACGAUGACCACGUGAUCACAUGCUUGCAGUUCUAUGGAAAUCGCAUAUUGAGCGGCAGCGACGAUACCACGCUGAAGGUGUGGUCGGCUAUUACGGGGAAGUGCCUCCGCACACUGGUCGGGCACUCUGGCGGCGUGUGGUCGUCCCAAAUGAUCGGCGACCUCGUGAUCAGUGGGUCAACGGACCGCACCCUGCGCGUUUGGAACGCGAAGACCGGCCAGUGCCUGAAGGUGCUAGCCGGGCACACGUCCACCGUGCGGUGUAUGCACUUGCACCAGAAUAGGGUGGUAUCUGGUUCACGGGACGCAACACUCCGCGUCUGGUCCAUACCCGAUGGGCGUUGCUUACGCGUGCUCGUCGGCCACUUGGCGGCAGUACGGUGCGUGCAGUACGACGGCAAGGUCGUGGUCUCCGGCGCGUACGAUUACUUCGUGAAAGUGUGGAAUCCCGAGACCGGGGAGUGCCUGCACACCCUAGCCGGACACACGAAUAGGGUGUACAGCUUGCAGUUCGACGGUAUCCACGUGGUAAGCGGUUCGCUGGACACCUCGAUACGCGUGUGGGACGUGGAGUCUGGCCAGCUGAAGCACACGCUCACGGGCCACCAGUCGCUUACGUCUGGUAUGGAGCUGCACUCGAACAUACUCGUCUCUGGGAACGCUGAUUCGACGGUCAAGGUCUGGGACAUCACCACGGGCCACUGCUUGCAUACGCUGUCUGGUCCAAACAAGCACCAGUCGGCGGUGACGUGCCUGCAGUCGAGCAACCGGUUCGUGAUCACGUCGUCGGACGACGGCACGGUGAAGCUGUGGGACGUGCGCACGGGCGAGUUCAUCCGCAACCUCGUGGAGCUGAGCUCGGGCGGGUCGGGCGGCGUCGUGUGGCGCAUCCGGGCCUCCGCCACCAAGCUCAUCUGCGCCGUCGGCUCGCGCAACGGCACCGAGGAGACCAAGCUGCUCGUGCUCGACUUCGACGUGCCCGGCGCCUGCCGCAAGUGCGACGAAUAGCAUAGACUCAACCGGCGCCUCAUGCGCCGAUACGCCAACCUGUACGCGCCCUGGCACUGCUAGUAGCCGACUCGCGCGGGAGUGGACACACCCCUACGGUCCCGCGGCAUACCGAUAAUACUCACCGUUUUGUAUCGUACCCUAUAUACGUGACCAUAGCUUUCAUUCGUCCACUCCCCGUCUUCCAAUGUGAGAACCUACUGACAAAACUGCUAUUGUCGAUAAAAACGCAUCGAUUGAGUGAUUAAUUAGGCCACUAUAUGAAAGUACCAAACGGGCGAAAUGACAUUUUUAAAAUUUAAAUCUAAUAAUGUAUCACAAUCAAUCUGAUCACGCAAUUAAUUUAUUUUUGUAAUUUAUAAUUAUGUAUUAUUUUGUUUAAUUUUAACUGUAACAUUUGAUAUAUUGUUCUAAGUAAUCACUAGGUCCAUAUCAAAGCUAGAUGUAGUCGGCGAAGUGCCUCCCGGGCCGUGCGGGGCUCGACGUGCUCUGCACGAUAAUUCACACUAUCUGAUUACCUGCAUACAUUCAAUACCAAUAUGAUACCAUUACAUAUUAUACUUAGUCCUAAGAAUUGAAUUUCAGUUGGUUUAAAAUGAUGGCUGCCAUCGUGCAUUACCAAAUUUAGGUUCUGAGUGGUAUGCUUCAUUGUUCCAAAGAGUACGAGGAUAUCGGAUUUUAGCUUUAGUUUAGAGUAAUGAUGUUCGCACUGGUCAGUGUAGCUGAUCGACAUUUCAUUUUACAUUGGUUUUUCAUUCCAUAAUAUGCUAUAGCAUUAUUCAUAUCACGUGAACUUUAACGAUUGGAGAUAUAGAAAUUACAAUGUGUGCGUUUAUUUAAUAUUUUAAUUUAAUUUUUGAAUUUUAAAAGUUUCGUUUUAAUUUUGGAUAAAUUUUUGGAAAUUUGUCCAGUGAAUAAUAUUAUUGUGUCAUUUAAUUGUAAACGUAAUUUAAUUUUAAAUUUUGUAUGACCCGUUAUAUAUUAUAAUUGUGAGUGUUAUUAAUUUAUAUGCAUAAUAAUUUACCUUGACAUGUCAAUUAAUUUGUUUAAGCAAUAUGCAACCGUAUUUACCAGUGAAUAUAUUAUAUAUAAUAUUAGUGAGUCCAAUGUAAUGCGACAUUUAUCAUAUUAUGUUAGCGAGUUAUUGCAAUACUGUCUCACUGGCCAUGUGGUUGAAUUUUAGGUUAAAAUUAGUUUAAACGAAUUUGUUAACAUUUAAUGAUUUAGUCUCAUUAGUUUCCAUUGUGUAUUGUUAUUUUUUAUGUUUUUUGUUUCUGCAUAAUAAUUUGAUUGCAAUAUAAUAUGUUAUAUAUAGCUGCAUAAUAAUUCGAUUGCAAUGUAUAUGUAUUCGAUAAUAUUCGACAUUUUAAUUAUUUUCUACCGACGUUUAAUUCAAUUAUUUUUUUAUUCCUUGAGAUCUCUCCAAAUACAAAAUAUUUAUUGUAGUUUUAUCGCUUUUAAUUUGUCUGACAUUAUUUUUUUUAUGUUAAUUUAAUCUAAUUUGAAAUCAUUUUAAUUAUUUUAAUUCUUCUUAAAUUUUAAUUAGUUAUAUGAAUGAAUGUGUUAUUUAUUAUAAAUCCACAUUGUGAUGUCCCUUUAUAUUGUGUAAUAAUCGAUAUCGUUCAAAGGCCAGCAAGUUAUCUAUAAUAUUCACUGUAGUGUAAGUUUUCAUUAAUGCCUAAUCAAUAUGUUAUAAAUAUUUCAGACUUUUAAUAAUGAAUAAUACCGAAUUAAAUUUAACGUAUUUGGUGUUUAGCGUAAACCGAAUGUAACGAAUAACUGUAGUGUAAGUGGCUAUAUAUCGAAACGUGCACAUAGCAAUAUAGCUAAUAAUUUCUAAUAAUUAUGUAUAUAACAAUAUGAUAACGUAAAGUUAGGGAUUCAGUGCAGAGAUGUGAGCCGAGGCGCGUCAUCUGUUAUGAUAUUUUGGCUGCAAGUCAAGCGACGCGGCCGAUAGUGUUACUCAUUUCUAUGGCUGAAUAUUUUAAACGAAGACUGAGGUAUAGGUAUAGUGUAAUAAUUAUAGUAUUUAGUAAUGUCGGCUGUUAAAAUGUAUCCAACGAGUAUUUUUGGCGAUCGACACGUUGUAACAGUCGGCCUCGUUCACUCCACGCUACCCACCACCACUCCUGUCUUUGUUUAAUUUUAACCAUUUCUUACUUGAUUUUUAAAUGGUUUGCAACGCGAUUGUCGUUACUAAGUUUCUUUGUAAGUAAUGUUUAGGUGGUAAGAGUGGCCCAGUGUGGCCACGGCGAAUAAUUGGAUUAUCUUAUCGUGUUCAUUAGGUGCGUAUCUAUGACGACGGCGAGUCCCGCAUGUGACUGCCGUAUAAACUGAAGUGUCAUGAAGUGUCAUUAUAUAUAAUUCGUUUAAUUUUAUUCGUCACGGGGUUUAGUUUAUGUUUGGAUGAUCAUGUAAAUAUCGACGCGCGGCGAUACUUCCUGUUGAAACUUUUCCUAAACUGUAUUUCCUUUGCGCUUUUUAUGUAAUAAUUACCUUUGAAUAAAAUCAGUUGUUUUUAA
This is a messenger RNA of Colias croceus (clouded yellow), 5251 nucleotides long. RefSeq names its product F-box/WD repeat-containing protein 7 (gene ago). Gene Ontology annotation, molecular function: ubiquitin binding. Lineage: Eukaryota; Metazoa; Arthropoda; Insecta; Lepidoptera; Pieridae. The record is from RefSeq and is a predicted model, not a curated record. Gene Ontology annotation, cellular component: nucleus; cytoplasm. The coding region runs from base 315 to 2729 and encodes 804 amino acids. The transcript is spliced from 13 exons. Gene Ontology annotation, biological process: proteasome-mediated ubiquitin-dependent protein catabolic process; ubiquitin recycling.